Molecule: messenger RNA, 321 nt
Organism: Megalops cyprinoides (Indo-Pacific tarpon)
Lineage: Eukaryota; Metazoa; Chordata; Actinopteri; Elopiformes; Megalopidae
Product: transcription factor XE1.1
Exons: 3
Coding region: 1-321 (106 amino acids)
Biological process (GO): regulation of transcription by RNA polymerase II
Cellular component (GO): transcription regulator complex
Molecular function (GO): DNA-binding transcription factor activity, RNA polymerase II-specific; protein dimerization activity; RNA polymerase II cis-regulatory region sequence-specific DNA binding
Source: RefSeq, a predicted model, not a curated record
AUGCCCAGCAUUAAUGAGGACGAGGAUCUGAAUCCAGAGCAGAAAGCAGAGCGUGAGCGCGAGAGGAGGAUGGCCAACAACGCGCACAAGCGGCUGAGGGUUCGAGACAUCAACAAGGCCUUCAAGGAGCUGGGCCGCAAGUGCCAGCUGCACCUGAAGACCGAGAAGCCGCGGAAUGAGAAGAAUCUGAACCCCAAAACAGCCUGCCUUAAGAAGAGGGAAGAGGAGAAGAUGUUGGGGGUUUCGGCCGACCCCCAGCAGGGGCACCCUGUGGUCCACCCCGGGAUUACCACCACAACCAACCCCAUGGGCCACCUCUGA